CUGGUGUCAAAGGCAGCGGAGGCCACACAGGUGGAUUAGAGAUGGAUUGUUGCAAAAUGUCACACAAGCUCCCUCACCAUGUCUCCAUUCAUGGAGGACUGUACCCUUCCAGGGUCAUCACUGUGUCUGGCAUUGUCCUGAAAAAUGCUCAAAGGUUCUACAUCAACCUGUGCACAGACAGCGACAUUGCCUUCCACUUCAACCCUCGAUUUGAUGAGAACACUGUGGUCCGGAACACUGAGAUCCAGGGUCUCUGGGGGACAGAGGAGCGAAGCCUGCCCUUCAACAUGCCCUUCAGACAAGGAUACAGCUUCACGGUGAUGAUCACUUGUCAAGCUGAGUGCUACAGUGUGAGUAUGGACGGCAAACACCUACUGGAUUAUGCCCACCGCCUGAAGGACCUGCAGAGCAUUGUCCACUUGGAGGUGGAUGGUGAUCUGGAGCUUAAUUCAGUGAUUGUCUAG
Octodon degus (degu) is the source of this 464-nucleotide messenger RNA. Its product is annotated as galectin-9-like. The coding region runs from base 42 to 464 and encodes 140 amino acids. Gene Ontology annotation, biological process: negative regulation of type II interferon production; positive regulation of gene expression; negative regulation of CD4-positive, alpha-beta T cell proliferation. The transcript has 4 exons. NCBI's taxonomy places the organism in Eukaryota, Metazoa, Chordata, Mammalia, Rodentia, Octodontidae. Gene Ontology annotation, cellular component: nucleus; cytosol. Gene Ontology annotation, molecular function: carbohydrate binding; galactoside binding. The record is from RefSeq and is a predicted model, not a curated record.